Cajanus cajan (pigeon pea) is the source of this 3750-nucleotide messenger RNA. It is a transcript of the gene ERMO2, whose product is annotated as Sec23/Sec24 protein transport family protein. Lineage: Eukaryota; Viridiplantae; Streptophyta; Magnoliopsida; Fabales; Fabaceae. Gene Ontology annotation, biological process: endoplasmic reticulum to Golgi vesicle-mediated transport; intracellular protein transport; COPII-coated vesicle cargo loading. The record is from RefSeq and is a predicted model, not a curated record. Gene Ontology annotation, molecular function: zinc ion binding; SNARE binding. Gene Ontology annotation, cellular component: endoplasmic reticulum exit site; COPII vesicle coat.
AAUUGAUUGGUAGUGUCCUAGUCUUGCCUGGGAGGGUGCUCUCAACUCGCUUCUUCUCAUUGCAUCAGGAGAGAGGGUCCUGACCUGUCCUGUCAUCAGCUUACUAUAAUCAUCAUCAUCACCACUCCUCAACCGCCUGGAUCUGCCUCUUCGUCUCCGAUCCGAAUCCGCAACUCGGCUUGGUGAUGGAACUGAGGUUUUAAAUUGUAACUGAAUAUAAUAGCCAAGUGAUUUGGAUUGUUCUGUAAACUAUGGGGACUGAAAAUCCUGGUCGUCCAACCUUCCCUUCGAGACCUGCUUCGUCGCCUUUUGGUGCUGCACAGCCAGUGACUCCUUUUUCAUCAACCGGUCCGGUGGCGGGAUCAGAGCCUCCUCCUUACCGGCCUACUCCUCCGGCGCCUCCGCAAGCCGCCACGCCGUUUUCUUCGGCUGGACCCGCUGCAGCUAGACCAGGGGCACCCGGUUUUAGACCUGCACCACCAGGGAGGUUCAGUGAUCCAUCAAUACCUCCUCCUCCGCGAGCAUCCAAUGCUCCUCCGCCCGGUGGACCGUACCAGCAGUUUCCGGCAGCGCCAUUCCCCCCAACCACGCAGCAGCAGCAACGUGCUCCAAUGAUGGGACAAGCUAGUCAAGCACCGCCUUUUCCCGCGUCUCUUCCAGCACAGCCACAGAUGCCUUUUGUUCCAAUGGGCUCUCCCCCAUCACAAAGUGCUGCUCCUGCGCAUUUAGGACCGAAUGCUCCUCCGCCUACGUUUCAGCCCACUUUUCCUGGGUACCCGAGUAAGCAGGCUGGUGCUGAAAUGCAAGCUCCACCUAUGCAUUCCAAUUUCCCUGCUAAUCAAGGAAAUUACGGGCCUGCCCCACCUGCAGCGGCUUCACCUUUUUUGUCUCACCAAGGAGGCUACGUUCCAUCGCCUCCCAUGGCUCCCCCAGUAGGUAUGCAGCAGCCAGGCUCUGUGCCCCCUAUGGGUUCCGUUCAGGGCUUGGCAGAAGACUUCAAUGCGCUCACCAUGCAAACUCGUCCUGGAACAAUGGAUCCAUUAUUUGACCCUAAGGAGCUUCCAAGGCCAUUGGAAGGUGAUGUGGAGUCAAAGAAUUUGGCUGACAUGUAUCCCAUGAAUUGCAGUCCUCGGUAUGUUCGUCUCACGACCAGUGCAGUUCCUAGCUCCCAGUCCUUGGCUUCAAGGUGGCACCUUCCUCUUGGAGCAGUUGUAUGUCCGCUUGCUGAACCUCCUGGUGGGGAAGAGGUGCCUAUAGUUAAUUUUGCUCCUGCUAGUGUUGUCCGUUGUAGAAGAUGCCGCACAUAUGUGAAUCCUUAUAUGACAUUUACGGAAGCUGGAAGGAAGUUCCGCUGCAACGUCUGUACCUUGCUUAAUGAUGUUCCUAGUGAAUAUUAUGCACAAUUAGAUGCGACUGGAAAAAGAGUUGAUAUCAAUCAACGACCUGAGCUUACAAAGGGGACUGUAGAAUUUGUUGCCCCUGCUGAGUAUAUGGUGCGGCCACCUAUGCCACCAGUGUAUUUCUUCCUCAUUGAUGUUUCCAUAUCUGCAGUUAGAAGUGGCAUGAUUGAGGUUGUGGCCAAUACAAUCAAAUCAUGCUUAGAUGAGCUGCCUGGCUUUCCACGUACACAAAUAGGGUUUGCAACUUUUGACAGCACGAUACAUUUUUAUAACAUGAAGUCUUCCUUGACUCAACCACAAAUGUUGGUAGUGUCAGAUCUGGAUGAUAUAUUUAUUCCACUGCCGGAUGAUCUUCUUGUUAACUUGUCUGAAUCAAGAAGUGUGGUAGAAACCUUCCUAGAUAGUUUGUCAACCAUGUUCCAGGACAAUGUUAACUUGGAAUCAGCAUUUGGUCCCGCUCUUAAGUCUGCAUUUAUGGUUAUGAGUCAACUUGGAGGGAAAUUGUUAAUAUUUCAAAACUCACUCCCAUCUCUUGGUGUUGGUCGCUUGAAGUUACGUGGAGAUGAUUCUCGUGUUUAUGGGACAGACAAAGAACAUGGACUGAGACUGCCUGAAGAUCCAUUCUAUAAACAAAUGGCUGCUGAGUUUUCCAAGUACCAAAUCUCAACAAAUGUGUAUGCAUUCAGUGAUAAGUACACCGACAUUGCCUCCUUAGGAACUCUGGCAAAGUAUACUGCUGGUCAAGUGUAUUACUAUCCAGCUUUUCAAUCAGCCAUUCAUGGGGAGAAAUUGAGACAUGAAUUAAGGAGAGACCUUACCAGAGAAACUGCAUGGGAAGCUGUGAUGCGUAUUAGAUGUGCAAAAGGUGUACGCUUCACAACUUAUCAUGGAAAUUUCAUGCUAAGGUCCACCGAUUUGUUAGCACUUCCUGCUGUAGAUUGUGAUAAAGCCUUUGCCAUGCAGUUAUCACUUGAAGAGACAUUAUUGACAACUCAGACAAUGUAUUUCCAAGUUGCAUUGCUAUAUACUGCAUCUUGUGGUGAAAGGCGAAUAAGAGUACACACAAUGGCAGUUCCAGUAGUUACAGAAUUGGCUGAUAUCUAUCGCCUGGCAGAUACUGGUGCAAUUGUAUCACUGUUAAGUAGGCUAGCAAUUGAGAAAACAUUGUCCCAAAAACUGGAAGAUGCACGGACUGCUGUUCAACUAAGAAUUGUGAAAGGCCUUAGGGAAUAUCGAAAUCUCUAUGCUGUGCAACAUCGCCUGGCCAACAGAAUGAUAUAUCCUGAGUCGUUAAAGUUCCUAAUGUUGUAUGGAUUAGCCCUUUGUAGAUCAACUGCUCUACGUGGAGGUUAUGGUGAUGUUCCACUGGAUGAACGAUGUGCAGCAGGACAUAUAAUUAUGACCGUAACAAUAAAAAGACUGUUGAAACUUCUUUAUCCUAGUUUGAUUCGACUUGAUGAAUAUCUUCUGAAGGCAUCUGUACCAGCUGAUGACUUAAAAAGUGUUGAAAGAAGGUUACCUUUGACUGGAGAGAGCUUAGACUCUAGGGGCCUUUAUAUAUAUGAUGAUGGCUUCCGGUGCAUUAUAUGGUUUGGUAGGGUGAUUUCACCUGAUAUAGCCAAAAAUUUACUUGGGGCAGAUUUUGCAGCAGAAUUAUCAAAGACUACACUUGGUGAGCAAGAUAAUGAAAUGUCAAGGAGGCUAAUGAGGGUACUUGAGAAGUUGAGAAAUACAGAUCGUGCAUAUUACCAGUUGAGCCACCUUGUGAGGCAAGGUGAACAGCCCAAAGAAGGAUUCCUCCUUCUUGCUAACCUUGUUGAGGACCAGAUGGGUGGUAACAGUGGGUAUGCUGAAUGGAUGCUGCAGAUAUCUCGGCAAGUACAACAGUCAUAAUAUAUAGCUUUCCUCGCUAAAUAAGCAAUUUUAGUCAGUUUGUUAUUUGACUCACAAGUGAGGACCAUUUCUUUCUACAUUGAAAAUGUAACGAAUCUGUCCUUUGGGGGUGCUUGGAGAAGCGUUCUUGACCUGGCUGAUUGAUCUUGACCUAGGAGAAGGAUGCUUUUGAGGGACUGUUGAUUCAUCCUGUGAUGUAUCAAUUAGGUGAACUCUACCACAUAUAUUGAACUUAAACGUGUUUUCACGUCUUCGAUAGAGGGGAAAAAGAAACUUUUUGUUUUUUUGUUGUUGUUAUUUUACCUUGUGAGAUAAGUUGUCAUUUCUGUUUUAUAUUUCCUUUUGUCGACAUCUUAUGGUUGAUUCUUUCAUUGUAGAAAAAGAAAGUAGACAGAACUGAGAAGAGAUGGCAUGUCAAAUCAGUCUUGCGAAAUCUUAAAUUUUUGUUUGGUGACAA